UCAAUGAGUGAGAGGACUCUCAUUCACUACCCUCAGAUAAAUAGCAUCCCUGUCUGCUCAUAAACUGAGAGACAGUGGAUCCAGUGGCACUCUGGGAUGGAAAGGUUAUCCCCUUGAAAGAAUGUUUAAUACUCUCUCAGGACUUCAAACCAAAGUUUUUCACUUGUGACUCCGUCCCACUGAGGGACCAGCUCACUCUGCUCCACACAGGGCUCAAACCCAACACUCUGGUACAAAGCUCAAGACUUUAAGAGGGAUACCAAGGCUCAUACUCUGAAGAAUUUCAGAGGAUUUUUUUUUCUCCCUCAAGAGCAGGGAGGUAUUUUUUUUAUAUAAAGAAUGGGAGACUAUGAUGAAGACACUGCAUUCCUCGGACAGACUGGUCCUUAUUUCUGGACCACAUUCUUCCUCCUUAACACAGUUUAUCUCUCGACUGGAUUCAACGGACUUUACAUGGUCUUUAUCGGGUCAGCUCCUACACAUCACUGCCUCAUUCCGGACGUGAACUUAACCGAGGAGUGGAAAAAUGCCAUUAUUCCUGUUACAAUAGUGGAUGGCGUGGAGGUGCAGACCCAGUGCAGCAGAUACAAGCUGGAUGUGGUGAGAAAUCUCUCUGCUCAAGGAUUUAUUCCUGGAAGGGACGUCAACCUCACUAACCUGGAGCUGGAGAAAUGUUUAGAUGGAUGGAGCUACAGCAAAGAGAUCUACCAAUCCAACAUAGUCACUGAGUGGGACCUCGUUUGUGACGACCAGUGGAAAGUUCCCUUUGCAUCCUCGACUCUCUUUGUGGGAUACCUCUUUGGGUCCCUAAUCUCAGGCCAGCUUUCUGACAGGUUUGGGAGGAAGAAGGUUGUUUUCAUCUCUCUUGCAGCCCAGUGUGUCUCAGUGCUGCUUCAGUCCUUCUCUCAUUCAUGGAAGAUGUUCUGCGUCAUGUUCCUCUUUGUUGGAGCCUCCCAGAUAUCCAUGUAUAUUUCUGCAUUUGUACUAGGAACAGAGCUUUUGAGUAAAACUAUGCGAGUGCUCUUCACAACUCUCGGGGCCUUCCUUUUCUAUUGCAUCGGGUACAUGACGCUACCUUGGAUUGCAUACGGAAUCCGAGAAUGGAGGACUCUGCUCGCCGUUCUGUCCUCAACGUCUGUGGUUUACAUCCCACUGUGGUGGUUAAUCCCAGAGUCUCCUCGGUGGCUGAUUACUCAGGGAAGAGUGGAGGAGGCUGAGGCCAUUGUGAGGGAUGCUGCAAGGAAAAAUAAGGUUGAAGCACCACCUGUGAUCUUUAAAGAAUCUGAGCUCCAUUCACUGACUCCAAGCAGGAAAUACUCCAUGCUUGAUGUUCUAAAAAACAAGAACAUCAGAUGCAUCACACUGAUGUGUCUCCUUUUGUGGAUGGCAAUAAACAUUGGGUAUUUUGGAUUAUCCCUGAACACCUCCAAUCUGAGUGGUGACCCCUUCAUGAACUGUUUUUUGUCAGCUACUACUGAGGUCCCUGCCUAUGUCGUUUCUACCUGGCUGCUAAAGAAAUGUCCAAGAAGAGCACUUCUGUCAACAUUCCUCAGCCUUGGAGGAGGACUUCUUCUUCUAAUCCAGUUCAUCCCUGAUACCCUUCAGUAUGUUGCUCUGGCGCUGGAAAUGACCGGGAAGUUUGGCUUCACCAUGUGCUUCAGCAUCGUCUACAUCUACACUGCUGAGAUUUACCCCACGGUACUCAGGAACGUCGGCAUUGGAAUGUGCUCCUCUGCUGCACGCAUUGGCAGCAUCACAGCUCCUUAUGUCAUCUAUUUAGGUACUUAUAAUAAGGUUCUGCCUUAUAUCCUCAUGGGAAGUCUCACGAUUGCUUCCUCUGUGGUAAACUUCUUCCUUCCGGAAACCCUCAAUAGAGAUCUUCCAGAAACAGUGGAGCAGAUGCAAGAAUGCCAAGGGUUGUGUCAUGGAUUCAGAAAGACGAAAUAUGUAGAAGAUGAAGGAAGGAGGAACCAACCCAUACAACGUGAGGCCAAAGUCUGAUUUGCAGACUCGUAGUUUUUUCUCAAUGGAGUUAUCUUGCUUGAAAGUAAUAAUCAGAAAUCUGAAUAUAAAAUCCAAAAAAAGUUGCACAGUGGGAUCCAAAUGUCCACUGGCAGGACCUGUUCAGUUUUUUAUAUUUUUAUUUUGUUUUUAAAAACUUGCUAAAAGCUUGCUA
Epinephelus lanceolatus (giant grouper) is the source of this 2176-nucleotide messenger RNA. RefSeq names its product solute carrier family 22 member 5 (gene slc22a5). The record is from RefSeq and is a predicted model, not a curated record. NCBI's taxonomy places the organism in Eukaryota, Metazoa, Chordata, Actinopteri, Perciformes, Serranidae. Gene Ontology annotation, molecular function: transmembrane transporter activity. Gene Ontology annotation, biological process: transmembrane transport. Gene Ontology annotation, cellular component: membrane.